Molecule: messenger RNA, 1782 nt
Organism: Saxophila tyrrhenica
Lineage: Eukaryota; Fungi; Ascomycota; Dothideomycetes; Mycosphaerellales; Extremaceae
Exons: 5
Coding region: 1-1782 (593 amino acids)
Biological process (GO): transmembrane transport
Cellular component (GO): plasma membrane
Molecular function (GO): transmembrane transporter activity
Source: RefSeq, a predicted model, not a curated record
AUGCCUACGCCAACCUCGCCAGAGGCCAACCAUCACGACAAGGAAGGCAAAACAGAACACCAAGAGUUCCUAGGCUACGAUGACCCGCACAGAGCAGCACUGGAAGACAACCCCGAACACGCCGACAAAUUGACAUGGUCCGUCGCGCUCUCGGCCCUCUUCUUGGGAACAUCAUUCACAGGUCCCAUCAUAUUCGGAUUCAUCCUGGUGACGCCCAUCCUCGUCCAGCUCAGUGGCCUGAUUGGAGGCGAGAACAUCGACUUCUGGAUCCCGUCGGGAUGGGGAGCGGCGGCUGCUGUCGGAUUCAGUAUCGCUGGGAGGCUUUCUGACAUUUUUGGGCGCCGACCUGUGAUUCUUGUUGGCCAGGCUCUGACCGUAGUGGGAGGCAUUGUGGCAUGCACGGCCAACGACAUGAACCAGUUGAUCGCUGGGGAGGUGAUUCUUGGUGCCUCGAUUGGCACAGUCUCCGUGGCUUAUGCUGGCCUAUCCGAGAUCCUGCCAAACAAAUGGCGAGGCGCCGGUCUGGCAUGGACAGAGUUCAACCUAGCAGCCUAUGCAGUGCCCGGCACUCUACUUGCUAACACCCUGAUCUCCAACGCAUCCUGGCGCAUCAUGUUCUACAUCGCCAUUGGAUACGGCGCCUUCUCCUUCAUCGGCACUUUCUGGGUUUACUACCCUCCAAGCCACCCGCGACCUGAUGGCAAGACGAAGUGGCAGGAGUUCAAGGAGCUGGACUUCAUUGGUGCCUUCAUGUUCGUGGCCGGCUUAGCUGUCUUCUUGUUUGGACUCAAUUCUGGCGGCAACACUUAUCCCUGGAAGAGUGGCGGCACUCUUGCCCCGCUGAUCUUGGGGCUGAUCGUGUUCGUGGGCGCCUUUGUGUACGACUUCAAUAUCCCCAGGGACCCGCUGUUUCCGUGGUACCUGUUCAAGAACUUCCGGGAGUUCUCAGCGCUGCCAGUUCUAGUGUUUGUGGCUGGCAUGGUCUUUUUCGCAGCAUCUGCCCUCAAUGCGCAAACAAUUCUGUAUCUUUUCACCGCAGAUCCAAUCAAAAUCGGACUCUACUCGAUCCCAUCUGGUGCCGGCCAACUCAUCGGAGGCGUCCUCAUCCCAGGCCUUGUGCACAAGAUCAAAUUCGUGCACUACCAACUCACCUUCGCCGUCUUCAUGCAGACGCUGUUCUUCGGUCUGGCAGCGUUGAUCACGCCACACAACCUCAACUGGCUCAUGGCCGUGCAGUUCCUUGCUAUGUUACCAUUCGGCUGGAUCACGCUGAACUGCUACACUGCCGCCAGCCUCAACGUGCCACAGCGAGAUCUGGGAGUGGCAAUAGGGUUGAUAGGAACCUUCAGAAGCGUUGGCGGGAGUGUAGGAAGUGUGAUCCUCUCCUCCAUCUUCGAGCAGACGGCGACAAAGCAGGUCGCACAACGCAUCAGCAACAAAGCCCUCGAAGCUGGUGUGUCCGCUUCGACAAUCCCAGACAUCAUCGGAGCCGUCGAGUUGACGCUGGUCGGAGUGCCUGGACAAGAGGCUACCCUCUCGGGAGUUUCUUCACGGACGUUCGAAACUUGUGUCGCUGCCGCUCGGAACGGGUAUGCGUACGGCUUCCGCAUGACUUGGUUGGCUUCGAUUCCGUUUGGUGUCAUUGCAUUAAUAUGUGCGGCUGCUGUUCGCGAUCCGUCGAGAUAUUUCACGAACCACGUCGAGAUUCAUCUGAACAAGAAGGUCGGUGGGAAAUAUGAGGAGGAUGCUAAAGGGCAGGAAGCGAAGGAGGUGCCUACCUAG